This is a messenger RNA of Dendrobium catenatum, 1169 nucleotides long. Its product is annotated as ORM1-like protein 3. The transcript has 3 exons. NCBI's taxonomy places the organism in Eukaryota, Viridiplantae, Streptophyta, Magnoliopsida, Asparagales, Orchidaceae. The record is from RefSeq and is a predicted model, not a curated record. Bases 295 to 768 code for a protein of 157 amino acids. Gene Ontology annotation, cellular component: endoplasmic reticulum membrane. Gene Ontology annotation, biological process: ceramide metabolic process; intracellular sphingolipid homeostasis; negative regulation of ceramide biosynthetic process.
GAAUAGUCUAUCCUCUAUCCGUGUGUGCUUCAUAAAAUCAAUUCGUUCAAAGUCCAAGAAAUAUUUAAUAUAACGCCCACCGGUGAAGUAAAAGUUCAGCUUUUGACCGGAAGGCCGUCGAUCCUCGGUCGCCUCUUCUUUACCUAAUCUCUACCCUCUCUACGUUGCCCUGCUGGUAUUUAAUUGAAUUAGCUCCCUGUGAGAUCCGAGCUUGGGGUUGGGUUGAGGAGGACUUUAGAGGAGGAGGAGAAACUUGGGUGUGAUUGUCUUGGAGAGGGAGAGGAAGGGAUUCAGAUGGCUAAGCUUUAUGUGGAGACGACGCCGCCACCGGAUCUGAACAAGAACACGGAGUGGUUCAUGUAUCCGGGGGUGUGGACGACCUACAUACUCAUACUUUUCUUCAUGUGGCUCCUCGUCCUUUCUGUCUUCGGUUGCACCGCCGGCAUAGCCUGGACAACUGUCAAUCUAGUCCACUUCGCUAUUACUUAUCAGUUUUUCCAUUGGAGAAAGGGAACACCCUUUGCUGAAGAUCAGGGCAUAUACAAUAAUUUGACAUGGUGGGAGCAGAUUGAUAAUGGCAAGCAGCUUACACGUAAUAGGAAGUUUUUGACUGUUGUCCCCGUUGUCUUGUAUUUGAUAGCUUCACACACAACUGACUACCAGCAACCAAUGCUCUUUCUAAAUACACUCGCAGUGAUUAUAUUGGUUGUCGCCAAGUUCCCAAACAUGCACAAGGUUCGCAUCUUUGGAAUCAAUGCAGGUCGUUGAUCAAAAGCCCUUUGCAUGAGAGAUAUCAUUGUGGGUUAAUAACUGGAUCUUCCUUCUUAUAUAGAACACCGGAGAUAAGAGGUUAGUGUGAUCUUUUAAGCAUUCUGGCAACCUUACAUGGUUUCCAAUGUACAGAACUACCGUUGUAAAAGCUUAAUAUUAUGUGCUGCUGUGAUAGCUUAGAGCAAAAUAUUCUGUAGACUUUUUAAAUUUCUGGUCUUGUUAGAGUGCCUUGCUCCUGUACAUGUAUAGUUCUCAGGGCUUUGUUUGAGGUUUGUAUUGUAAAACUGUUCUUAAAUGUGGUUAGGCUAUCUCUGUCUCACUUAGACAUCUCAGUGGCCGCAGUAACAUAUGAUAGCUCCAUUUAUAUUUCCAACAAUGUGAUAAAUGCUUGUUUUUGU